This is a messenger RNA of Apus apus (common swift), 795 nucleotides long. It is a transcript of the gene STOML2, whose product is annotated as stomatin like 2. The record is from RefSeq and is a predicted model, not a curated record. Gene Ontology annotation, cellular component: membrane. Lineage: Eukaryota; Metazoa; Chordata; Aves; Apodiformes; Apodidae. The coding region runs from base 19 to 795 and encodes 258 amino acids. The transcript has 8 exons.
GGGGCGGGCGGAGCGGCGAUGCUGGCGCGGGCGGGGAGCCGGGCCGGGCCCGGCCUCGGCCUCGGCCUGCUGCAGCGCUCCCAGCAGCUGAAGCGUUCGGCAUGGCUGGCCCCGGCGCCGCACCGCUGGACCUCUGGCCUGCCCAUGAACAUCGGGGUGCUCUUCGUGCCCCAGCAGGAGGCUUGGGUGGUGGAGAGGAUGGGCAAGUUCCACCGAAUCCUCGAGCCUGGUUUGAACUUCCUCAUCCCUCUGCUGGAUCGGAUUCGUUACGUGCAGAGCCUCAAAGAAAUCGUCAUUAACGUCCCAGAGCAGUCAGCUGUCACCCUAGAUAACGUCACCCUGCAGAUCGAUGGUGUGCUCUACCUGCGGGUUAUAGACCCCUACAAGGCCAGCUACGGGGUGGAAGAUCCUGAGUAUGCUGUGACCCAGCUGGCCCAGACAACCAUGAGAUCUGAACUUGGCAAACUCUCCCUUGACAGAGUCUUCCGGGAACGGGAGUCCCUCAAUGCCAACAUUGUGGAUGCCAUCAACCAGGCCUCGGACUGCUGGGGCAUCCGCUGCCUGCGCUACGAGAUCAAGGACAUCCACGUGCCCCCACGUGUGAAGGAAUCUAUGCAGAUGCAGGUGGAGGCAGAGCGACGGAAGCGGGCGACGGUGCUGGAGUCGGAGGGGACGCGGGAAUCGGCCAUCAACGUGGCUGAGGGGCAGAAGCAGGCUCAGAUCCUGGCAUCAGAAGCUGAGAAGGCCCAACAAAUCAACAAAGCUGCAGGUGCCAAGAGGGUCAUUGCCAUCUGA